This is a messenger RNA of Zychaea mexicana, 459 nucleotides long. RefSeq lists its product as uncharacterized. The record is from RefSeq and is a predicted model, not a curated record. NCBI's taxonomy places the organism in Eukaryota, Fungi, Mucoromycota, Mucoromycetes, Mucorales, Lichtheimiaceae. The coding region runs from base 1 to 459 and encodes 152 amino acids. The transcript is spliced from 3 exons.
AUGUCGACGAGCAACUGCGGUGAAAAGAGCGUGUGGAUUAUUAUAGAUCAAGAGCGGCCUGAAGCAAAUGAGGAUUACUACAAGGAUCCAGGCCUGGCGAUAUCCCAUUAUCACAUAGGUAAGGAAGAGAAGGAUAUCAAGGAUAUAAUGACAGUAAAGCUAUUCUUCGAGGGCUCUGUGGAAAGCAACGGCGAUACGCAGGAAUUGGACUCGCUCCAACGAUUACUGUUUGAAUCUGGUGUAAAUCUACAAGGAAAAGAGUGGCAUGUCUCUGCGAUUGUUUUUGAAGGAGUGACAGCAGGAACAGUCGGUGGAUAUGCGAUUGUAUUACACCCUACUGGCAAAAAUAAAAGUAACAAUCACGAAGACGACGACGGUCUCACGAACCAUGGAUUCGAAUUGUACACAACGACCACCAAUCGAACGAGCAGCGUCUUCCGAACACGACAAUUGUUGUAG